UUUGUGUUUUUUUAAUAUACAAAAAAAUUUUAUUUUAUUUUUUGGCUAAAUAAAAAAACAUUGAAAUAAACACUGAGUGCACUAAAAAAAUUGUUUUGCAAAAAAAAAAAAAUAAACAAAAAAAAAUUCUCCACGAACAAAACAAAAGUUGCCACAAAUUUUAUGUUAGCGAGACAACCUCACACCCAACGCUUUUUUUGUUGCAGCGAAACGACCCAUAAAGUAUCACAUUACAGAAAUCAAUAAAGUUCACACUCUGUUCGUCUCUCGUAGCAAACGACGACGACGACGACGACGACGACUGACGGCACAGCAGCAGCUAUAAAUAAUAAUAAAUAGCGGAGAAGCAAAGAAAACGACGAAGAAAUAUAAUAAAUAUGCUCGCCUCGAGGCAUCAUCACAUUGUAAAGCAACUCAUUGCACUGCUGUUGCUGCUGUUCAUGAUAGAUAAUGUACAAAAUACGAAGAGCCGAACGCAGCAACGACCAUUGUGUCAUUUUACGAGUGAAAUUGAUCCUGAACUGCGACACAGUCGGGCAUUAGAUAAAAAAUAUCAAAUUAAGUUAGAUAAUGAAAAUAUUAAGUAUUUCAUACCGGGAGACACAUACACGAUCAGCAUCAGUGGCGUGAAACCAAAUCAACAUUUCGUCUCGUACUAUUUGACAGCCGAAGCCACAGUACCGAGCGAAGCAAAUAUCGAGCAAACGAGCACGAGCACUACUUCAGUUAAUGAAGGAAAUAAUAACAAUAACAAUAAUAAAACAUAUCAAAAUGUUGGAACUUUUCAAUUAUUAUCAAGCACUUUUGGAAAGUUCAGUGAAAAAUGUCCUAAUCUCAUCUUGCCGAGCGAAAUGUCUCCCAAGAGGAAAAUUCAGGUACUGUGGACGGCACCCAGGGGAGAGAUUGAAUGCGUAACGUUGAAGGCUGCGGUGAUGCUACCCGAUAAGCAGACGGUAAGCAGUAAACAUCAUCGGGCGAAGCAGCAACAGUACGGCAUUGUACGGAAAAAGUUGUGUCGACAACCCGGCUUGGAAUACGACGAUGAUGAAGACGAGGAUGAUGAAGAGGAGGAAAAUGAAAGCGACGAAGAUUCUUUUGAUAAAAAUGACAACAAAAAACCGCCAAUAUUGGCAACAUGUUGUGCGUGCGGCGAAGCCAAAUAUGAGCUCGUGUUUGAGGGAUUGUGGGAUAACGCAACAGCAACAAAGACCAGCAGUAUCAGUUUCAGCGACGUAAUUGGCGCUUCACAUUCGACGGACUACGCUUUGUGGAAUUACGGGCAUCACGCAAGCAACGGUUUGAAGUAUCUCAUGAAGCAAGGUGCCUCCUUAAAACUCGAAAGUGAACUCAAGGAUCAAAGUGAACAUAUCAGAACGAUCAUCAAGGCACGUGGCAUCUCAUAUCCGAACGUCGUUGGCAAAUCUUUCGCUGUUUUCCGUGUCGAUUCGAACCAUCAUUUAAUUUCGCUCGUGUCCCGUUUGGAAUCCCGCAAGGAAUUUAGCGUCGGUGUCUCCGGUUUUGAGCUUUGCAUGAAAAAUUGCUCGUGGAUUAUUGGAGAUACGAUUAAUUUGUAUCCGUGGGUCGAGCGAAAUGGCGUCAUUAAGCGUGCAAAGACCCAAAGAGACGUCAAACCAAUUGCUCGUCUUUACAUCACGAGACAGAGCUUGUACGACGACGACUGCGAAAUGGUGAAUGAUGGAAAAUUCCAAAGCGAUCAGGCACAACAAGACGAAUAUAAUAUGUUCACUUACUCAGAAAGACACAAAAAUGACUUAGAAACCAGCGAUGAGGACUCUGAGGAUGAAAUUGAUGCGGAGGACGAUGAUGAAUGCGCUCUCACGGAUUGGAGUGAAUGGACUGAGUGCAAUAAUAGUUGCGGUAAAGGAGAACGUUCGCGUUCGAGAAAGUACAAAUCCAAUGGAGACAAAUGCGAAAAGCAGCAUGACACGAUUUUGCAGGAAAUUGAGGAAUGUGUCGGGAUUGAUUGCCCCGAAGAUAUUAAGGAGUAUGACACAAUUGAGGAUGAAAUGUGUCGAACAACAGGUUGGAGCGAAUGGAGUCCAUGUAGUAAAUCUUGCGGAAGAGGUAGAAAGGCGCGUUAUCGUAGUUUGUUGUCGCAAUCGAAUAUAACGAGCGAGAAACAGAGCAUUGAGGCGAUUCGAUCGAUUGAACGGAGAUGCCAUCAUGUCAAUUUGGUAGAGGAACGGAUAUGCGGAGAGGAUCAACCUGCGUGCGAGGAUCGAUUAUACCAUCCUCCAAGGUACUGCACUCGUCGCCCAAAAGCCGGUUUCUGUCGUCAAAAGAUGCCACGAUGGUAUUACGACAAAAACCUCGAUGACUGUGAGCCAUUUUCCUUCACCGGAUGCGGCGGGAAUAACAACAAUUUUCACUCGUACGACGAUUGUCUCAAAGUCUGCAAAUCUCAACAGAUCAAGGCACCAUCUACAACAAGUUAAAAUCUCAUUUAUCACCUAGCUAAUUAAUCUUCCUGUAUAUUUUUUUGCGUUCGUUUGCCCUUCCUUCCUUCCUUGUCGGGCGUCUGUCUGCAUCCUUAUAAUCUAAUAAUAAUAAAAAGACAGGAAUAAUGAUGUAUACAUUGUAAAAAAUAAAUAAAUUGAAGAUUUUUGCUUGCUUAUUUUUCGUUAUUUGUGUAUAUAAGGAAGACUUUCAGAGGAAGAGAUUAUUAUAACUAUAUCAUGUGAAUCAUUAAAAAUGUAGCAUGCAACUUUUUAUCUUUUAUAA
Molecule: messenger RNA, 2742 nt
Organism: Culicoides brevitarsis
Lineage: Eukaryota; Metazoa; Arthropoda; Insecta; Diptera; Ceratopogonidae
Product: spondin-1-like
Exons: 9
Coding region: 378-2456 (692 amino acids)
Biological process (GO): cell adhesion
Cellular component (GO): extracellular matrix
Molecular function (GO): serine-type endopeptidase inhibitor activity
Source: RefSeq, a predicted model, not a curated record